Lepisosteus oculatus (spotted gar) is the source of this 3170-nucleotide messenger RNA. RefSeq names its product sulfotransferase 1B1-like. Gene Ontology annotation, biological process: sulfation. The record is from RefSeq and is a predicted model, not a curated record. Gene Ontology annotation, molecular function: sulfotransferase activity. NCBI's taxonomy places the organism in Eukaryota, Metazoa, Chordata, Actinopteri, Semionotiformes, Lepisosteidae. Gene Ontology annotation, cellular component: cytoplasm.
ACACUACAUCUGAAGACAGCAGAAAUACUAAGAUGUUCAUAUAAAGAUGCCAGAACAAAAAGAAUUAAUUCACAGCUUUAAGGGCAUUCCCUUCUCAAACAGAGUCUCCACAGAACUGCUCCAGGCCUUGGAUACCUUUGAUGCCAGAGAAGAUGAUGUGCUGUUAGUGUCCUAUCCGAAAUCAGGCACACACUGGCUGGCUGAAAUCAUGAAGAAUUUGUACAGCCGCCACAGUGAUAACCACAGUGCUGGCCUGGUGACACUGACUUCAUCUCUGGAGUUUGGAGAUCUCUCCAAAUUUGAUGAGCUGAGAAACCUUUCCAGUAAGAGGCUCAUCCCAACACACCUCAGCUAUGACAUGAUUCCUGUGCAGUUCAAAACAAAGAAUUGUAAGAUGAUUUAUGUGAUCAGGAAUCCCAAGGACACAGCAGUUUCAAUGUAUCAUUACUACCAGCAAAAUCCCCAUCUACCCAAUGUUGAGAAGUGGUCAUCGUUUUUAGAGAUAUUCCUGAAAGGUGAAGUGGUCUAUGGUUCUUGGAUUGAUCAUGUUCUGAGCUGGGAGAAGAAUAAAAGCAAUGAAAAUAUGUUGUUCCUGUACUAUGAGUCAAUGAAGAAGGAUCUCCCAAAACAUGUCAAAGAGAUCAGCUCAUUUUUGAACAUCAGUGUCAGUGAAGAUCAGAUCAGGGAGAUCUCAAAGAAAUGCUCCUUUCAUGAAAUGAAAGAACAGGCAGAAAGGGAGAAAGUGAACACAAACCACACAGUGUGCGCUCUGACAUCAGACAGGAAGCUGAUCUUCAGGAAAGGUGUUGUUGGUGACUGGAGAAACUAUUUUACCUCCAAACAGAAUGUGCAGUUUGAUGCAGUGUUCAAGGAGAAGAUCAACUCUAGUGCUUUAGCAAGCUAUGUUGAAUAUGAAUAAGAAUGAAAGGCAGGUACUGGACCUGUACACUGACAGCACUAAUAUCAAUGUACUGUAGUAUACAUCUCAAAAUAUACAUUUUAUGCUUUUCGUGAUGGGAAUGGUUUGUUUAAUAUCUGUUAUUUUUUGUUAUUUUCGUAUUUUGUACUUGUAGUAUUAUUAUAAAUCAUAUUUAGUUUCUUUUUAUUAAUUCCAAACAUUUCCAAAUUGUCAACAUUUGUUCAGCCACUAGUUUGUUUAAAAAAUAAUUAUAACUUGAAGUGCUUUAUUCUUGGAUAAUAGGUUGACUUUUAAAAGUUUGAAUAGAGUUUUGUAAAUCCCAUUGUUCAAAGGGUAUUUUAUGUAAAUCAGUUUCAUAUAUUGUAAAACUCCUUGUGUAAUUUUUGGUCUUAUGAAUUAGUUUAUAUAAAUUAUUUUAUCUGACUUUGUCAAUCUGAAAGAUGACUCAUAUUGCUUUAGAAUUAUAUUGUUGUUAUGAUAUACAGUAAACAUAAAAAUGAGAACUGAACUAUUUUUGGAUACAGGGAACACUUGUGUACUGUUUGGACUGUCUUACAUGCAGUAUAUACAUUAAUGUAUAAGUAAUUAUACUAGGUACUCUGUAAAAUCCACAAUAAAGUUGCUACAGUAGAUAUCUUCACCCUUAAAUAAUAUUAAUAAUUAUGUUGAAGAAGACCUCAGAAACCUGAGAGUGAGAGGAUGGCGAAGACUGGCUCAGGACCGAGUUGCGUGGAGGAGGCCAAGUUUCUACAAGGGCAGUAGCUCCAUGGGGUUGGGUUAAAAAAUAUUCAAUAAUUUAGAGAUAUAGGUCACCUGUAUAAACCUGGUUUGCUGAAAAAUAAUAGUGACAUACAGCUAAAGUGAUAUCUCUGCGCAAACGUGGGCAUGGGCUCAUUCUUUAUAUUAGCAUUACUGAUAGGUCAUUUCAGAGCAUAACAUACUACCUUCAUAUCUACUCCUUGGAAGUUAUUAUUAGCACAUAUCUGUCUUCCCAUUUCCUUUACAAACCCUGAAAAGUGGCUACCAAGAAACCCAAAAACAUUAGUAGCUACUCUUCUUUUUUAGGGAACAAGGAUUCAUGGGUAACCAAACGUUACCUUUCAUGUUGAAGAGUAGCAAUGAAUAGGACAGUGUAGCAAUACUGUUGCAUAGCGUACCUAGUGGUAUAUAUUGGCCUUAGCAUUAGGUCUGGAAAACUGUCAAGGACAGAGACAGCAACAAAGUGACUCGAAGACCCAUCCACAUGUACAGUAGGUGGUAAAAUCUUGAAAAAGUGUUCAGACUAGCCCACCUAACCCAAACACAGCUCUCAGACAAACCAACUCUUCUGUAGCCAAUGGGGAGCAAUAAGAAGAACCAUUAGAAGUUAUAACGGCUACUGGAAGAAAAUCAUAUAGCCAUCUGCACGGCCUAGUUGUCAUGAUCGUGAUCCCUUCUCUUAAGGGCCCUCCAACCCUUUUGUAUUUUAAUUGAUUAUGUGCACCUCCCACCUGUUUUGUGUCUCAUUAUUUAACCCUGGCGCUCUCGCUAUUCCGGGCUCAGCAUUGGAAGAUGGACGCCCGGAAGCCCGCCUACCAGCGGGUCGAGGAGAUACCCAACGGCAUAGGCUUCAUCACAGCGUCCUGACCUGCUGAGUCCGGGACUCAGAGCACCUGGCCUCGUUACUUUCUUUUAACGUCUUGUUCCUGUUCUGAAUCCCGUUCCGGAUUUUAACCCCGUCUUGUCUUGGAUGGAUCACCCGGUUUUUGGACUUUGGACUGCACCCUGGAUUUCCCGUUUUGGAUUUCCCUGGACUAGUUGCGUUCGCCACACACCCCAUCAUGAACAAUGAUGAAAGCUUCCCAUCCCAUCUAUAAGCACAAAACAACACAUGGGAGGUGAUGACACCCCUAAGGAAUGGCCAUCGCAGAAGAACAAUGGGCCUGCAUCAGUCUGCAUCAGCUGACGACGGAGCAAGCCAGGUGAACUAAGAAACCAAGCUGACGGGGGAGGUCUGUCACAAGGGCUGUGUGACAUGCAAACUCAAGAUUCGUACCCCUGCAGCUGCAAAGAGAAGAGAUGUACAGUAUAGUGGCAUCUCAGAUCUGGGUUGGAUGGAAUGGUCCACAGUGUGAAAUAUACUGUAUACACAUUUCUGUAUUGUUUGACAUGGCCAAAUUCAGACAUGGCAAUCAUGCACUAUUUUAAAAGUACAAUAAUUCAUAUGCUUGUUUAUAAGAAAUAACUGAUAUAUAAAUAGAGAGAAAAUGAA